This is a messenger RNA of Pangasianodon hypophthalmus (striped catfish), 2132 nucleotides long. RefSeq names its product Ras association domain family member 2a (gene rassf2a). NCBI's taxonomy places the organism in Eukaryota, Metazoa, Chordata, Actinopteri, Siluriformes, Pangasiidae. The transcript has 10 exons. Bases 366 to 1328 code for a protein of 320 amino acids. Gene Ontology annotation, cellular component: nucleus; cytoplasm. Gene Ontology annotation, biological process: regulation of non-canonical NF-kappaB signal transduction; positive regulation of protein kinase activity; signal transduction. The record is from RefSeq and is a predicted model, not a curated record.
CUGUGUGUGUGUGUGUGUGUGUGUGUUACAUACACAACACCAGCCUGAUUGUUUGCGGCGCGCGCGGACGGUGCGGUCGAGUCGGGCGCGCGCUCAGCGAGGAAACACGCGUUUGGGUCGGACACGGAACAGCAGCCAAGCCGGAAGUGCGCUGCACGUGCAUUCGGUUCUUCCCGGACAUACACACACAAGGAGAGAGCGUGAGGCGCGUGGAGAUAAGGAGGCAGGAAAGCGCGAGGCGCAGACGUCGGGAUUCUCGUGAUACACACACACCCACGCACGCACACCCACGCACACACACACACACACAGCAGCAGCAGCAGCCGCGCGACCGUCUCCAUCCAUGCAGUCGUGUUACAGUUAAGAUGGAGGACCAGAAUGAAGGCGUUCAGGUUGGGGAGAAUAAAUACAUCAGCAAGAGCAGCAUCCUUGCCCACCUGAAGACCUAUAACCUCUAUUAUGAAGGACAAAACCUGCAGCUGAGACACAGAGAGGAAGAAGGUGAGCUGAUUGUUGAGGGUCUCCUGAACAUCUCUUGGGGGCUGCGGCGACCAAUCAGAUUGCAGAUGCAGGAUGACAACGAGAGAAUCAAACCACCUCCCUCGUCUACAUCCUGGCACUCAGGCUGUAACCUGGGCAACCAGAGCGGUGAGGCUCAGAAUCAAGCUCCGCCCUCCAUCGAGGUGACGCCACCUGAGAGCAAAUUGGAGAACAGCACGAUGAACAAAAACGAAAAUGAGGAAGAGGAAGACGCCUGCUCUCAGCUCCUGAGGACCAAAAGUGAUGCGGGUGUUUUGAGGCGGGGUAACAAGCGGUCUCCUAGCGACCAGCGGCGAAUCAGAAGGCACCGUUUCUCCAUCAACGGCCACUUUUACAACCACAAGACGGCGGUGUUCACUCCCGCGUACGGCUCCAUCACUAACGUACGGAUAAAUAGCUGCAUGACGACGCCACAGGUGCUGCGUGUUUUACUCAACAAGUUUAAGAUUGAGAACAGUCCUGAUGAUUUUGCGCUCUACAUUGUCCACGCCAGUGGAGAACGAGUUAAACUGAAGCCCACAGAUCACCCACUGGUGCUGAGGAUCCUACAGGGUCCGUGUGAGCAGGUCUGCAGGAUCUUCCUCAUGGAGCAAGACCUCGGCGAGGAGGUCACGUAUGACGUGGCACAGUACAUCAAAUUUGAGAUGCCUGUGCUUCAAAGCUUCAUCACCAAACUGAAAGAGGAGGAAGACAGGGAGGUACAGAAGCUCAAACGCAGAUAUAAGUAUCUGCGCUUCAUCAUUGAGAAGCAGCUGCAGUGUUUACCGGAUGGUUCCACCUCCAUGUGAAGAAGCUCCUACACCUCUGACGCUCUUCCCUCCGUCAGUCCUCACACUCCUGAUGUGCUCUUCAUGUCCCUGCAGAAGAGCCUGAGAUCAGCCUGUCUUCUCCACACGUGUGAUCGAUGUAGUCCGUCCUCACGUGGCUCGCCUAAAGCCAGUAUUUUCAAUUAUAUGGAGUGAUGGUACUUAUUACCUUAUUACUGUGUGAAACGUAUCUGCUUUCGUCACACAGGAUGGUCCGGAUGGUCUUCAGCGUUACGAUUGACCAGGAAGUGUUCAGGGUUUUAGAAGAUUCAGGGUUUUAAAGACUGAGAAGAUUGUUGUCAAUGCUUUUCCUGUAUUUCAAAACUGUUUUCAAAACACGUCCUCAUCGGCGUCCACUUAAAACUCUUACAGUACGUUUAACGUACGUAUCGCCUACAUCACGCGAGUGGCCACUUGCAGCGCAAGAUGAAGUGUGCAGAGGGAGGGGAUUUUUUAAUACGAUCACAAUUAGCUAGCUUUCUGACUAGCUAAGAAAUCCACGCAAUUAAGUUGCCUAGAAAUAUUUGCUAGCUAACUGUGCAAACGGUAAGUAAUCUGAGUUGUAUUCAUGCAGCGUUAUUGUUUUAUUGUUAUACACAACGCUAAGCAACUAGCUAGCUAAAAUUAGCUUUCCAACUUGAAAAACAAAGUAGAGAAUAAAACAGUUAAACAAAUAGACACACCAAAAGCAAACAAGGGGUUUGAUUUACUUUGAUUUUAAAGUACAAAAGUAUAGCUAGCGAAUUAGAUGGGUAACAUUAGCUGACUAGCUAAACUAAAACAGUU